UUCUCUCAGCCCAUCCAUCCUUCAGGAGUCAGAGCCUUCUCUCUUCAGAACCUGAGCAGUGAUGACGUUUGCUGAGGACGAGACCUAUCAGUAUAUCCGCCACAAUCCCAGCCGUUUUUUCCAUGUUGAUGUUUUCGAGAUUCUGCCUUACUUGUCCUGCCUCACACCAAGUGACCAGGAUCGGCUGCGGGCCAUGUACACAAGCAGAGGAAACCGGGACACUCUCUGGUACCUCUUCGACUGCCUGAAGCGGCGAAGCGGCUGGGUGGAUUCCCUCAUUAAGGCACUGAGGGCCUGUGAGCUGGCUAGUCUCGCUGAAGAAGUGGCCCGUGUCUACAGCAGCAACCUGCCCAGGACUCUGAAUUGCCCCUCAGCCCCACUGGAGCCACUGUCCGUCUCCGCUGAGGUUCCAGGGCCUGCUGCAGCCCCCAGCGCUCCCCAUAACAGCUACAGAGAGGAUAAGCCGAGUUACCCCACGCCUGUCCAGGACACCCAGCCGCCAGAGUCUCAGGAGGAGAGAUCAGAGGAAGCCCUGCAGACACCCAGCUCUGGGGCUGUCCCGAGGAGGCCAGGUGGGCCCCAGGGGCCCUCCUCUGACCUGGCGGCCCUCAGCCCUCCGACCUCCAGCAGGCAUCAGGAGCAGGACACAGACCUGGACAGCACCCACACAGCAGGUGUGGUCUCCAGCCCCCUGUCACCCCGUGGGCCUGUGUCUCCGUCAGUCUCCUUCCAGCCCCUGGCCCGCUCCAUCCCCAGGGCAAGCCGCUUGCCUGGACCCCCAUUGUCAUCUCCGUCCACUGGUACCUCCUCCUCCUCCACACCCACUGGCUUGGCUUCUGCAGGAGGUGCUGGUGACCAGGCCAAGGUUACCAUCUGCUCCAGUGAGACAGGGGUGCCCACCAACCCUGUGACCACCAGCACAGCACCCACCAGAGUGCCCACCAACUCAGCACGCACCAGCACAGCACCUUCCAAGUUGCCCAUGAUGCCUGUGAACACAGUGCCAUCCAAAGCGCCUGCCACCUCGACCUUUGCCAGCACAGCACCCUCCAAGUUACCCACCAGUUUGAAGCCCCCUGGUACAAUGCCCUCUAACGUGCUUCCAUCCAGGUUGCCCACCAACUCAGUGCAUGUUGGCACAGUGCCAUCCAAAGCGUCCACUGGCUUGGGGUCUGACCACAGGAUGCCCGCUAGUGUGGUGCCCAAUGAGGUGCCUGCCAACACAGUGCCCACCAGCAAGAGCAGCAGCAGACCAGAGGAGACCCCAGCGGCUCCAGCACCUGCAGGCACUGGAGGCAGCUCUCCUUGGCCAGACAGCAGUUUGGAGACCGUGGGCUCAGAGCAAGAGCUGACCAAGCCAGGGGUGCUAGUAUCCCGGAUAGACAGCCAGCCGUUCUCCGGCUCCUCUGAGGACCUAGCCAUCAGCCGCAGCUACUCCCAGGACGCAGGGCCCAGUAACAUCCCAGAGGAAGACGAGUAUGUGUCCAGGUCCACGGACUCCUUUGAGAUCCAUGUGACUGAGAGCCCCACUGCUGACCUCCUGGAUGGCAACCCUGGAUCACGUGCCGCCCCACAGCCCCCGGUGCAGGAGAUGCCGGCCAUCACGGUGGUCUGGGCUCCAUGGCUCGGGGCAGCUGCGGCUGCGGCACUCAUGGCCACAAUCCUGACCGUGCUGUACCGGCGGCGCCUACUCCAUUGA
This is a messenger RNA of Trichechus manatus latirostris (Florida manatee), 1699 nucleotides long. It is a transcript of the gene MAVS, whose product is annotated as mitochondrial antiviral signaling protein. Bases 62 to 1699 code for a protein of 545 amino acids. NCBI's taxonomy places the organism in Eukaryota, Metazoa, Chordata, Mammalia, Sirenia, Trichechidae. The record is from RefSeq and is a predicted model, not a curated record. The transcript has 6 exons.